Molecule: messenger RNA, 662 nt
Organism: Salvelinus namaycush (lake trout)
Lineage: Eukaryota; Metazoa; Chordata; Actinopteri; Salmoniformes; Salmonidae
Product: tetra-peptide repeat homeobox protein 1-like
Exons: 1
Source: RefSeq, a predicted model, not a curated record
AGGCACAUUCCCCUUCCCUGUCUCUGUCCCCUUCCCCAUCCCCUUCCCCGUCCCCUUCCUCGUCCCUUUCCAUGUCCCCUACCCCGUCUCUGUCCCCUUCCCCUUCCUCGUCUCCGUCCCCGUCCCCUUCCUCGUCUCCAUCCCCGUCCCCUUCCUUGUCUCCGUCCCCUUCCUCGUCUCCGUCCCCGUCCCCUUCCCUGUCCCCUACCCCGUCUCCGUCCCCUUCCCUGUCCCCUACCCCGUCUCCGUCCCUUUCCCCUUCCCUGUCCCCUACCCUCUCCAAGUCCCCUUCCCUGUCCCCUACCCCGUCUCCGUCCCCUUCCCUGUCCCCUACCCCGUCUCCGUCCCUUUCCCCUUCCCUGUCCCCUACCCUCUCCAAGUCCCCUUCCCUGUCCCCUACCCCGUCUCCGUCCCUGUCCCCUUCCCCAUCCCUUUCCCCUUCCCUGUCCCCUACCCCGUCUCCGUCCCCUACCCCGUCCCCUACCCCGUCUCCGUCCCAUUCCCCUUCCCUGUCCCCUACCCCGUCUCCGUCCCCUACCCCGUCUCCGUCCCUUUCCCCUUCCCUGUCCCCUACCCCUACCCCAUCCCCUACCCCGUCUCCGUCCCAUUCCCCUACCCCGUCUCUGUCCCCAUCCCCGUCCACAACCUAAACCUACUGGAAG